Molecule: messenger RNA, 690 nt
Organism: Pediculus humanus corporis (human body louse)
Lineage: Eukaryota; Metazoa; Arthropoda; Insecta; Psocodea; Pediculidae
Exons: 4
Coding region: 1-690 (229 amino acids)
Source: RefSeq, a predicted model, not a curated record
AUGGAAAAUAUAAUUGAAUAUGUAAAAGGUUUAGGUGUUGGAUGUAGACAUCCUCACGAUCCAUUUUUAAAAGAAGCUAAUGACAUAUGUCAACCUCUCAAAACAUUCGGAAUAUCAGAUUUUGGUGAAGAAGAAUUUUAUCAUAAAAAUUACCAACCAUUUUCUUGUCAUUUACCUGGUUGCAAAAGUGUUUUCGAAACAGUUAUGCAAUAUGAAGCCCACUACAAUUCUCGUCAUUGUUUUACAUGUUCAGAGUGUAAAAGAAAUUUUCCAAAUAAUCAUUUAUUAGAUCUUCAUUUAUCCGAAAUGCAUGAUUCUUUUUUCAGUGAACUUGCAAAGAAAAAACCAAUGUUUCAGUGUUUUGUACCUGAAUGUUCAGAACGUUUUAUGUUACCUGAAAAAAGAUUUAAUCACUGCAUUGAAAUCCAUAAAUUUCCCAGUGAUUAUCGAUUUAACACAUACAAGAAAAAAAAACAAAAAAAUAAAAAAACCAAAAAAAAUGAUAAAAAACCUGUUAAAGAUGAAAAUUCAAUGGAUGUGAGCGAAGAAGAAAAAAAUACAAAAUCGACAAAACAAAAACAGACAGAGCAAAGUUUUAAAGGUUUCACAUUUGGUUAUUCUCAAAGGAAAAGAAAACCGGUUUUUUAUAAUUUUUCAAAAGAUUUACUUAAAACUUUACCGGAAACUUAA